GUUUUGUCUCGUUAUUAAUAUAAUUACCAUUUGUAUGAAUGGCUUAAUUGUGGACGCAUUGAGACAACACUCAAACAAUGCAAAGAAUGUUCUCUUUAUCUUUGCGGAUGACGCGGGUCUGGAGACCUCAGUCUAUAAUAACUCAAUUUGCAAAACGCCAAACUUGGAGGCACUGGCAAAACGGAGCGUUAUCUUUGAGAACGCGUUCACAUCCGUGAGCUCUUGUUCGCCGAGUCGGGCGUCGGUGUUGACUGGUUUGCCGUCCCAUCAGAACGGUAUGUAUGGUUUGCAUCAAACCGUACAUCACUUCAACUCAUUUGAUUCGGUUAAGAGUUUACCGAAUAUUGUAAGCGCCAGAGGCGUCCGCACCGGUAUAAUUGGUAAGAAGCAUAUCGGACCCCAACAGGUCUAUACAUUCGACUUCGCCUACACUGAAGACAAUUACUCUAUUAAUCAAAUCGGAAGGAAUAUAACUCAUAUCAAAGAGUUAGUCCAUCUCUUCCUUACAGCUAACGAUUCCCGGAAUAUAACUCAUAUCAAAGAGUUAGUCCAUCUCUUCCUUACAGCUAACGAUUCC
Medioppia subpectinata is the source of this 577-nucleotide messenger RNA. NCBI's taxonomy places the organism in Eukaryota, Metazoa, Arthropoda, Arachnida, Sarcoptiformes, Oppiidae. The record is from the annotation of a GenBank genome assembly.